Messenger RNA from Exophiala aquamarina CBS 119918, 1344 nucleotides. RefSeq lists its product as uncharacterized. The transcript has 6 exons. The coding region runs from base 1 to 1344 and encodes 447 amino acids. The record is from RefSeq and is a predicted model, not a curated record. NCBI's taxonomy places the organism in Eukaryota, Fungi, Ascomycota, Eurotiomycetes, Chaetothyriales, Herpotrichiellaceae. Gene Ontology annotation, molecular function: peroxidase activity.
AUGAGGGUUUCUCUUUCGUUCUGGUGUACGUUGUUCGGCUGUAUCGUUGUCUCCACAUCGUUUCCAACUGCAGCCAACCUCGCAAUUCUUGCCAGGUCAGGUGGUUUAGAUAUUCCCGAUGAUCUCACUUUGGAAGAGGUGUAUCGCCACGUCGAAAGUCAAAAGGAGAAGAGACUUCUGAUUGACCCACUCACUACACCAAUUGAAGUUGAUGGUCUCCAUGAGUGGCGAGCUCCAGACUUUGCGGCAGGCGCACAAAGAGGUCCAUGUCCAGGACUCAACGCUUUGGCCAACCAUGGUUACAUGGAUCGAUCUGGGGUAGCCAAGUUUCUCGAUGUUAUCGGUAGCAUCAACCAUGUGUAUGGGAUGGACGUUGGGUUGGCGACAAUUCUCUCAGUAAUGGGCACCGUUUGGACUGGCAAUCCUCUUUCCUUAAGUCCGGGUUUCUCCAUUGACGGCACUUCUCCUAGGGUUCAGAACCUUCUCGGUAAUCUACUGGGAGUCCUGGGUGAACCUCAAGGUAUAGGGAGAUCUCACAAUUUCAUCGAGUCUGAUGCUUCCCUCACUCGUGACGAUCUAUACCUGACCGGGGAUGCUUCCACCAUGAACAUGACCAAGUUUUUGAAGCUUUAUAACCGCCCCGGUGUCGGAAUCAAUGUUAUAUCCACUGAUGAUGUGGUAGAACACUCUGUCGAAGGGCUCCAAGAAUGCAUUGCGACCAAUCCAUACUGCUGGUAUGGCCCAUACACUGGAAUGGUUGCCCGCAACGCCGGAGUCGCAUUUACUGCUCGUCUGCUGUCCAACCACUCUACAGAGAAUCCACGUGGCAUCUUGACCAAAGAUGUGUUUAAGUCUUUUUGGGGAGUGGUUGAGAAUAAUGAUGGAGAACUCGAGUACAAACGCGGCUGGGAGCGCAUCCCUGAAAAUUGGUACAAGACCCCAGUGGAUUACGGGUUGAUACAGCUCAACUUGGAUUUUAUCGAUUGGUUUCUCAAAUACCCCCAGCUCGCUUCAAUUGGAGGGAAUACAGGAACUGUAAAUUCAUUCACUCCAUUGGAUAUUUCGGAUCUUUCUGGCGGGUUGCUCAAUGUUGAGACAUUGUUGGAAGGAAACAACUUGAUCUGCUUCGCUUUGCAGGUUGUCAAGACUGUGUCUCCAAACUCCUUGUCGAACCUCUUUCAGACCUUGGCUGUCCCUCUCGGCCUGCUGACUGACGCAUUAGGUGAUGCUAUAACAGGCUUGACAUGCCCGCCUUUUGGCGAUAUUGCGUAUGGAGGCCAGCCGCUCUGGGAUUCAUUGAUCAAGGAUUUUGCUGGGCCCGCAAAGGCUGCGUCUCCGCUGUGA